Selaginella moellendorffii is the source of this 665-nucleotide messenger RNA. RefSeq names its product antifungal protein ginkbilobin-2. The transcript has 2 exons. Lineage: Eukaryota; Viridiplantae; Streptophyta; Lycopodiopsida; Selaginellales; Selaginellaceae. The record is from RefSeq and is a predicted model, not a curated record. The coding region runs from base 137 to 625 and encodes 162 amino acids.
CGCAUUGUUUGCUUUGUCUUCUAGAAGCAACUUAAGUUGGAAGCCAUGCUUAACAUCUGAGAUUGACACGAUCACAAGGUGGAAGAUUCUACUUCCUUAGUGCAAGCGUAAGAAAUCCAGGACUCGCCAGGAAAAGAUGGAAGUUCCAUCUAUGAUAUCUCUCAUAAGCAAGAUCAUGGGCGUAAAGAAGGACGUUUUGAUCAUCUGUGCGGUGGUGGUGGCGAUGGUAGCAGCAGGAGUGCAGGGCGUGAAGCUACUCUCGGGGCUGUGCAGCGACGAGUCCAUCCCAGAGGGGAGCACUUACUGGAACAGCCUCAAUGCGACGCUGGCGGAUCUCGUCCAGAACACUCCCACCGCCGCCAACAUGACUUACAGCACCAACAAGGGAGUGGAGGGCGACGUCCCCGCCUAUGGCCAGGCGCAGUGCCUCCGCAACGCCACCACCAACGUCCUCCCAAGCCAGGACUCGUGCAGAGGCUGCAUCGAAGACAUCAUCGCCAAGGCAUGGCUGGACUGUGUCGACGCCAUCGCUGUGGAUGUCAAGCUCAACGACGAUUGCACGCUGCGCUACCAGGACUCUCCAUUGCUCCCGGAUGUGAUCCAGGGAGAAAGAGAUCUUCCAUAAAAGUCUGCAGCCAUAUUAUAGACCUUAGCAAGUUCGUUGA